CCGGGCGCACUGGGAGUUAAUCCGAAAGCGCCGCAAGCCCCGCGGGCCAGACUCCACGUGUCACCGAGAAGCUGAUGUAGAGAGGAGACAGAGAGAGAAAGAAAGCAAGAGACCAGAGUCCCGGGAAAGUCCUGCCGCGCCUCGGGCAAUUAUAAAAAUGUGACCCCCCGGGUCGGCCUUCCAGCCACCACCCUCACCUGCCGCGUGCACCCGUCUGCGUCCAGCUGCCCGCUCGGUUCGGUGUCCCCGCAGCGCCGCUCAGCAUGUGCCCGCCUCGCAGACUCCUCCUUGUGGCCACCCUGGUCCUCCUCCACCACCUGGACCACUUUAGUUUGGCCAGGAGCCUACCCGCCACCACAGCGGGCCCCGGAAUGUUCCAGUGCCUCAACCACUCCCAAAACCUGCUGAGAGCCGUCAGCAACACCCUUGAGAAGGCCAGACAAACCCUAGAAUUUUACUCCUGCACUUCUGAAGAGAUUGAUCAUGAAGAUAUCACCAAAGAUAGAACCAGCACAGUGGAGGCCUGCUUACCACUGGAAUUAGCCACGAAUGAGAGUUGCCUGGCUUCCAGAGAGACCUCUUUAAUAACUAAUGGGAGUUGCCUGUCUUCCAGAAGGAGCUCUUUUAUGACGACCCUGUGCCUUAGCAGUAUCUAUGAGGACUUGAAGAUGUACCACAUGGAGUUCCAGGCCAUGAACGCAAAGCUCCUGAUGGAUCCUAAGAGGCAGAUCUUUGUGGAUCAGGACAUGCUGGCGGCUAUUGCUGAGCUGAUGCAGGCCCUGAAUUCCCACAGCAAGAUUGUGUCACAGAAACCCUCCCUGGAAGAACUGGAUUUUUAUAAGACUAAAGUCAAGCUCUGCAUACUUCUUCAUGCCUUCAGAAUUCGUGUGGUGACCAUCGACAGAAUGAUGAGCUAUCUGAGUUCUUCCUAA
Molecule: messenger RNA, 932 nt
Organism: Globicephala melas (long-finned pilot whale)
Lineage: Eukaryota; Metazoa; Chordata; Mammalia; Artiodactyla; Delphinidae
Gene: IL12A
Product: interleukin 12A
Biological process (GO): immune response
Cellular component (GO): extracellular region
Molecular function (GO): growth factor activity; interleukin-12 receptor binding
Source: RefSeq, a predicted model, not a curated record